AUGUGGACUCUCUUUGAUAUUGUUUCGUAUCUCGGUCUCUUUAUUCCGGUAAGUCGAAACUCUCCGGCGAGUUAUGCGGUCACCGGCCGCUACCUUGCGUGGUCAGAUCCAUCCGUCGAUCUGGCUUUGCUUGGUCAUGUUGAGUUCACCAAGGCUAUUGUGAGCCAAAAGCCUCAACUUGUCGCAGAGUUGGACUCUUUCAAACGCUCACCUCUUCACCUGGCUGCUGCUGAGGGCCACAGCGAAAUUGUCAAAGAGCUGUUACUAGCAAAUAAGGAUGUGAGUAUGUUUACUGACCAAGAGGAGAGAAUUCCUCUCCAUUUGGCUGCAAUGAGAGGGAGAGUUGAGGUGAUAAAAGAGCUUAUAAGUGCAAAACCUGAGUCAAUUUUUGAGCCAAUCCGUGGAGAAACAGCUUUACAUUUGUGUGUUAAGCUCAAUCAUUUGGAUGCACUCAAAGCAUUGGUGCCAUCAGUUGAUGAUGAGGAGUUUCUCAACUCCAAAAACCUUGAAGGAAACUCUAUCUUGCAAACCACUAUCUACUUGCUUUCCGGGCCAAAAAUGAGAGUGGAUUUGAACUCCUUGAUCAAAAAUGGCUUUCCAGCCUUUGAUGGAAGCUGCAGGAACGGCACAACUCGAAGCAAUUUACAGAAGAAUCCCAUCAAAGAAACAACCACCAAAGUUCAAACCACUCAAUCACCCCAAAAGUUAAAAUCAAUAAUAACAUCAUUCUUCAAAUGGAGAAGGCUCAUCAACUACAAGAGCGACCACCACGAAAAAAUGAGAGGCAACUUGAUGGUGGUGGCCAGCUUGAUUGCCAACAUGAGUUUCCAGAUUGCAACAAACCCACCAGGUGGCUACUGGCAAGCAGACGCCACUAAUCUGAAAAUAGAAACCUGCCCAAAGGGGGUUUGCAGUGCUGGAACUUCAAUUCACGCAUACACUCAUGAAAAUGAGUACCACUUGUUAACAUUCGUGAACACAGUCUCAUUCUCAGCAUCGCUCAGCAUAAUUUUGUGGCUCAUUAGUGGAGUUCCUCUCAGGAAUAGAGUUUUUGUGGGAAUUUUGCUGGUAAAAAUGUGGGUUACGGUGCUGUUUAUCGCCGGUGCAUACUAUUUGUCAAUAAGCUUGGUGAUGCCACAUGAAAUACUUGAUAGUAUUAGUAACUGGUACCCAUGGGUUUAUGUUUGGUCGCUUAUCGCUAUAAUUUUUAUACAUGUAAUAAGAUCUUGCUGGUGGGUGUUGAAGAAGGUGUUCAUGGGGGUGAUUUUUGUGGCUAAAUGGUGCUGUUUUAAGAGGAAAAAAACAGCUUGA
Mangifera indica (mango) is the source of this 1311-nucleotide messenger RNA. Its product is annotated as ankyrin repeat-containing protein NPR4-like. The coding region runs from base 1 to 1311 and encodes 436 amino acids. The record is from RefSeq and is a predicted model, not a curated record. NCBI's taxonomy places the organism in Eukaryota, Viridiplantae, Streptophyta, Magnoliopsida, Sapindales, Anacardiaceae. The transcript is spliced from 3 exons. Gene Ontology annotation, molecular function: protein binding.